AUGGCGGCUAAGCGUUUAAAGAUAGAUCAGGAUAGUAAUGGUAAAGUUAAGCGUGACAAUGAGCGGAAUACUACCACAAAGCUUGCCGAUGCACUCAUCUAUAUCGUCCCUAAAAAGAUUCCUAAAGCAAGGCUGCAAGUCUUGAACAAUCUGGCGCAGAAGAAAGGGUUUCUCCUGUCGGAACGUUUCAGGUUUGUAUGCCGAGACAUCAGCUGAGUUGUUAGUACGGUGUGACUGGAGGGCAACAGGGUAUCUCCUCGAGGAAGAAGAGAGAGAGAACUGUAGGAGGAAUUUUGGCACGUGGUAAAUAGUACUGAAAAAUCAGUGUGCUAUGACAUUUUGAGAUCAUGCAUACAAUAUUCAGCGCGACCUGCACUUUCUCUGAAUGCCCCCCAGCGGGGGACAUUAGGUACAAAGCAGCUAGUUAUCAAAUGAAGUCAACCAUAACAAUUGGUUGGACAUUGCUUGCCAGCGUUUGUACAAAAUUUUCUUCCUUUGUCCUAGAAUUGAAAAUCAUCAGAUUUUCUUGGGACAUACUUAUGUUUUGCAGAGACUAGAAAAAAAAGCACUAUCAUUGCCACAAUUCAAUGUUACCUGACUUUGGAAAUAUAAUGUCUUAAAAAUUUCUCUUUUCAGUGAUUCAGUGAUACACAUAGUCACUGGGUAUGAAACUUUGGAUAGAGUUUAUGCUUUCCUACUUAUGUUUUGCAGAGGCUUGAAGAAAAAGUACUGCCUUUGCCACAAUUGACUGUCACUUGACUUUGGAUAUAUAAUGUCUUAAAAUGUUUCUUUUCAGUGAUUCAGUGACACACAUAGUCACUGGGUAUGAAACUGUGGAUAGAGUUCAUGCUUUCCUAGAAAGGUAACCAAAUAAAGAAAUAAAUAGAUGAAUUAAUCCAUGUUCCAAAAUUCUCAUUUAGACAUGAAUGGAUUGGGAGAAACCUAUUCAAACUAAAUGUGAUUAAGGGUUUGCAUAACAAGUUUUAAGAUUAAACUAAUUUAAAAUGGAUUAAGUCCUCUAUGGCUGAAAAAAUCAUUGUCAAAUAUAUGCUCACAUCUGAAACAUCACAACUAUGUUUACAUGCUUUCAUCUAAAUGUGUCUGUUAACUAACAAGAGUAUGCACAGUAUCUUUGUUAUUGAUUUUUAUAAUGCAUCUUAAAAGCUAUGAGGUGUGAGACCUCAGAGUGUCACAACCGUGCUGGGUUAAUAACUCAUGUUGUGGAAAACCUGACUGUCGUGUGGGAAAUCUAGUGAAAAAACCCCAGACAAAACCAACAUUCAGGGUCUUAAAAAAACUAAGGAGAAUGUGUUGCCAUUGUUACAACAUAUUCAAAUGGUUACACAUUCUGGUCUUCUCAGACAUGGAUGAUAAACCAUAGGCUCUGUUCUUGCAUCUUCUCUGUACUGGUUUCUUCUCCAGAGUAAGGAAUAUACCCAUUUGCCAACCUUUUCCCAAAGUUGCAGUUAAAUAAAUAAAACUUUGGACACACUACUAAAAGAUAAAAUCCUUUUUUAACAUAUCAGUGUUACAAUAAUGGAUUUGUAAAAAGAAUCUUUUUUUGAUAUCAUCAGGCAGCCCACACACUUUAGAGAUAUUUUUUUCAUAUCAGUGUUACAAUAAUGGAUUACUUUUUUUAUCAUCAGGCAGCCCGCAAGCAAUGUAGAAGUAGUAAAUCUUGAUUGUAAGUAGCAGGGUAUGCAUUUGCAUUAUUGAUAAAUUACAUCUAGCUUCUCACACCAGAGUUUGUUUGGAAAAUCAACUUAUUUCUGUACAUUGUUUUUUUACUCUUUGAAUGUACUGGUGGUUUAAUUUCUGUGAUGUCAAGGAAUGAAUAUGACUAGGAAGUUCUUAUCCAAAGUACAUGUUAAAUCUCUGGAGGAUUGAUUAGUAUGUACAAGAAAAAAGUACUUGUAUUCAAGACUCCAGGUAUUUAGCUGAUAGAUUUAGAGUGCGUAACCUAUUAAUAACUUUUUAUUUCACCAAGUUGUAGCCAUUUGAUUGAUUGUUAAGAUUAGAAUAUUAUUAAGUUUAUUUUAAUUUGCUGACUGUUCAACAGGGUUAACUGACUGUAUAACAGAAAACAAGUUAGUAAAUGUUACUGAUAAGGUCAGGAUCAAGUCAGUUGGGGAGUUAAGUUCACAGAAAUCUAGUGGGUAUGUUUUACCUGCCAACUUUUUUGGAGAAAAAUUUAGCCAGAAAUUUUUAUCUUCAAAUUAGUACCUGCAUGCUAGCAGUAAACUAUUCAUGCCUGAAAAUUUCUAAAAAUUCCCCAAGAUCUUUCAAAUAAAAUUUAAUUAAGUUGUUUGAAUUAACUUCAAAGGUGCCCUGAAGAGCAAACAGGUCUUCAUUGCUUUCCUUUCCCAAACCAAAGAUUUUGGUUCUUAGUGAUUGAGUUUUGACUUACCUUUAAUAAAGUGAUAUUUCCAGGCACAAGAUAUUUGUUAGCAUGCAUGAGCUGAUGUAAGAUGAACAUUUUCUUUUCAUGAGUGUGAGAACUGCACCCAAGCUGUGGUAUUUAGCAACUGUGUAAUUAGUAGUAAGUUUAAUUAUGAAAACGUCACGAUCAAUAUAACAGCUGAAGACAAUGUAACACUUAAGUGCCUAGAUGUCAGUGAUAGAUCAAACUUUUUUAUGAGUAGAAUUAAAAGAGGAAGAUUGGUUCAUAACUACUGAUAAUUACUCUCAUGCUGUUCAGCAUGAUGCCUUCUACAACAGAAUAUUCUCAGGGUAUAUUUCAUUCUCCGAUGCAGUUAGAUCCAUGCAUUAAAAUUUUCUUAUCCAGGCCUCUUCACUACUAGCAUUGAAAUGUGAUUUUAAAUAUGUUAACUUCGCAGUGUUGCAAGGGCAGAAAGCAAUAAGUUGGAAGAAACCUCACCCAAUGAAUAUCAGGUAGUACAAUGUUAUAAUUCUCUUAUCCACAUUAUAGUUAUGUCUUUGCUAUCCAAUAAUAUAUUAAUUGAUUUUCCUAAUAAGUUUUUAGACUUCACAUUUUUCCCUUGCAGGACAACAAGUUUGUUUGCCAGAGGGCUACACCUUUGAAACACCAUAAUACCAAAUUUACUGUGAGUAUGGGGUGAAGGUCAUUAUGAAAGCUAAACUAAACAAACCUUCCCUUAAUGUGGCCAUUCAGACAAGUAGUUUUGUAAGAUUGAAGUAAGGUGCGAAGGGAGAUGUAGUGGCAUUAUGGUUAGCUUGCGGGACUUGGUUUUAAGCAAGGUUCAUUUGUGAGUCAUGGUGUGAUCAAUUUGUGGUCAACCCUUACAGUGCCAUUCUCUGCCCAGGAGAAUGAAUGAGUACUGGUAACCUGUCUUGGAAACUUGUCUAAAUCCAUGAGGGUACAUGCAGUGGACCAGUGUCACAGCCAGGAAGAGUAGCAAUUCUCUUAGCUGCUUCAUGCUGCAGAAAAUGGGAUAGGCUCCAGGGGUGUGAGGCCACAAAGUGAUGACAAGGGUAUACUUUCUUACCAACACAGCACUGCAGUUUCUUUAGAAACUUACCUCCUUUACACUUUACCUUUGCCUAGUUGCAUGUAGAUUUAAUGUUGCUAAUCCUAAUGUACAAUGUGAUUAAAAAAAUUGCAUGUUUCUCUCUGUUCACUUUGGUUCUUUUGUUGAAAGCAAGACUGAAAAUAUGUGCAUCUAAGUGAAAAUUUAUGAACUUGCAUGGUUGCAUUUUGACAAAAGAGUUAAUGAUAUGUUAUCUUGCCCCUCUAAUUUCUUCAGGAUGCAUUAGAAAUACUUGAACGGCAUGCAGUGUAUGUGGACAGUACUCAAAGGGAUUCCAGAGCGCUUGCUUUCAGACGAGCUGCUUGUGCACUCAAGUCCUACCCAAAGUAUGGUACAAAAUGUAUUAGAAAAAAAAAAAACAUCAUUAUAUUCACUUAUUCUUUGUAAUCACUUUCUUAAUCCCCUCAGCUCAAUCUAUUUCUUUUUUGAUUGAACCGAAAUGCAUUUCAGACAGAUCACUAGAAUCGAGGAGGCAUCCAAACUGAGCAGUGUUGGAAAUCAUAGCAAGAAAGUGAUACAGGCAAGUUUGUCCAUAUUUGAUUAUUUUUAAGUACUAAAUGAUACUGUCAAUUAUUGAAUAAAAUUAAUCUGGAAUUGUUUUUCAAUUUGUAUACCCUAGUUAUUAUUCUUCUUGCUGAAACAGGAAAUUCUUGAAAAUGGCUCAUCAGAUGAAGUUCAAGAUAUCUUAAGCAGUGAAUUUUUCAAGACCAUGGAGGUUUGUGAAUUAUAAAUUGGUUAGUAGGUGAGAGUUAGUGAAGAAGGGAGGAAGGGAGAGAGAGAGAGAGGUUGUUGGUCAGUCUGGUUGUUGGUCAGUCUGUAAGUCAGUCAGUUAGUCAGUCAGUCAGUCUGUCUGUCAGUCAGUCAGAAUGUAAGUCAGUCAGUAAGUCAGUCUGUCAGUCAGUCGGUCAGUCUGUAAGUCAGUCAGUCUGUCAGUCAGUCAGCCAGUCUGUCAGUCAGUCAACCAACAAGUCGUUGAGUGAGUUAGUUAGUUGGUCUGUCUGUGUCAGUCAGUCAGACAGUCAGUCAGUCUGUUAGAUAUUCAGUCAAUGAGUCACUGAGUGAGUUAGUGGUCAGUUAGUUGGGCACCUAGUAAAGCAGUCAGGAGGGCAAUUCAGUAGACACUUAACACCUUUUGAACUGUGAUAUCACAUUCACAGGUAUUCUCAUCUAUUUAUGGAUGUGGACCUGCUACAGCUCGGAAGUGGUAUGAGAAAGGCUACCGCAGCAUAGCUGAUGUACUUCAUGCAGUGUCAGAUGGAAUGAAACUCACUGAACAACAGACCAUGGGUAAAUGGUUUGCAAUGCAUAUUGUUGAAACAUUCUCAGUCUGUAAUUAAAACAUGGAACUUUUAAUCAGUUUCAACAUGGCUGCUAAGACAAUGAAAUAUUAAGACACUCUCACUGGCCAGGAUGCCAUGCCGUCUAUUAUGCAAUUGCAUUCUGUGUCUUCACUAACUUGUAAAUCCUUGCCUUCAGUUUGUAGUUUAAGCUCAAAUGUGAACAAUAAUGGAAAAUACAUUUAAUAAUUUACAGGUUUUAAGUAUCACAGUGAUCUGGUUAAACCUGUUCCAAAAGGGGAAGCUAUGAACAUCAAGGACAUAGUUAUUAAAGAGGUAGGGUUAUUUAAGUGGUGAAAGGUGUUUUAUUUCUUUUAACUGGACUAUUGCUUGUGCCUACAUAAUACAAAGGUGUCAAUUCAUCUUUAAUACCAUUAUAGUUAUUAAUAAUAAUUUUAUUUUUUGGUGCAUAUUCUCAUAAAGGAUUGCAAGAAAGGAGAGUGUAUACACCACACAAGUGAAUAGUGUUUUUUCGUGCACACUGAUUGGCUAGUUCUGAAUUUAAUUAUAGCAAGUACUAUUUACCUCUGAGUAGCCAAUGAGACUAAAUUGUGCAUUAAGAGUCUAGAUUAUUACCAUUUUUGCGUAUAUUGACAGAAAUAAAUUAAUUUUUGGUAUCUCGUGGUAUAUAUGAAGUGUAGGUCAAUAGUGAUCACUGUGGAUAUUCACUGAGCCGCAAGGCAGCGAGGUAGAUAUCCACCAAUUCCACAAACACUGAGGUAAAUAAUUGUUAAAUAUUACUAACUAAUGAUAACAAACCUACUAACAAUUUUCUUUUGCAACACUCUUUCCACAGCUAUCCAAAAUUCAACCAAACUGUAUUGUGGAGUUGGUUGGAGGCUACCGUAGGUGAACAAAUUGUUUUUAUCUUAUUACUUAGCGUUACUUUGUAUCUUGGUUUCAUUAUCAUCAUUAUCAUAAUAAUUAUUAUGUAGCCUAUUUUGAUGCCACUGAUACACAAUCAAACAUGCCACAUGCCAUGUGUGCAGCACUGCUGUGCGGAACCUAGUUUAUGUUCACAGCUUUAGUUCAAAAAACAAUACCAUUUACCAUCGUGAAGGCCAAAAUAGAAGCAGAUACUAAACUGUGGCAAAAAAGGUUUUUUUAAUUUUUAUAUAUUCUCUUUUUAAAGGUGUUUUGUAUUCACUUUUUUUUCAGUUUGUUACCAUCUUAAAUGAAAUUUUCAUCUGUAUUCCGAUUCCUAUCUGUAUUCAUUUUUAUUAUGUCAUUUCUUGAACCCAAUCCAACCUCACUUCACCAACUGAUGAAUAAAUAAAAUAUACCCAUGCAUCUUCUAAGCUGUGAACAAACAUUAAUCGCAGCAUAUGUUUUUUCAAAUAUUAAUUUUCUGUUGUCUAGUGGAGUGAAGCAACACUCCUAUAUGUUUUUUCAAUUUCACAUUAGAUCAGUAGUCAAGAAGUAUCACCAGAUAGCUGUAUUUAUUUAAUUGAGAACUCAAAUAAACAUUAAGGUAGCACAGAAAAGUCUCUUUAUUUAAUCUUACAGAGGCAAACUUUCUGGGCAUGAUGUGGACAUUCUGAUCACACACCAGAACAAUAACAAGGUGGAAGGACUUUUACAUAAAUUGGUUGAAAGGCUUGAAAAAUUGGUAAGUUUUAGAGAUCAUGGAGGUGUUAUUCCUUUUCGGUUACAGGCAAUCAACAAAUCUGACUAUCUCAGUGUCACAUUGUUUAGGGUUAUAUUCUUCAUAAGGACUUGAUGGUAGGCCGUAACCCACACUUUGAAAGUAAAACUUUGUAUUUGAAGAGUGUCAAGGGAAUCAGUGAAGGAAGUCAAAGGUAUGUUAUCACAUGCUUUAGAAGGCUUGUAACUGUUUAGUUAGCCUGGCAGGUAUUACUUUUAGUGGUUUGCUCUAUUUUCACCAGGCAGGGAGGCCAUAUGGACACUCUUGAUCAUUGCUUCUGUAUGUUCCAAAUGGGGAAAAGUUUUGAAAAUGAGAAGGUAGAACAUUCAUGUAUGCAAACCACUGGUGAAGCUGACGAGACAGGCACAUCCACAGGUUCUUCUUCCUCUGAGCAGAUGGCAGCUGCAGUGAGGAGAGUAGAUUUGAUUGUGGCUCCACAUAAACAGUUUCCAUUUGCACUCUUAGGGUGGACUGGUUCUAAGGUACAUGACUCUGUCUUUCAGCAAUGUAAAAUUUCAGUUAUAAGCCCCCUUUCCCCUUCUGCCUAAAUUAUAAGGCAGCCCUCUUAGCUGCAACCCAUGAUAUCUAAUGUAGACAUCAACCAAAGGGAGCUUUCUUUCUGAGAAUCCCCAGCAUCAAGCUCUCUUCUCUGCCUUCUUACCAGAGAGCUCAAAUUUUUUCCAAGACCAGAGCUCAGUUUUUCAAAGGGCAGAUAACACUAUCCAUUAGAUAAAUUGCUAUUCUGUGGAUAAGUGUUAUCAAAAGGUAGUCCUCUAACCACAUAAAAAUAAAUUGGAUCAUGACUCAACAACAGUCAAUUGACAAUAAGUUAAGGUUAAUGUUGAGUUAGGGGAGGGGUAGGUGGGCAGUUGCCCAGAUACUGAUAUUGAUCCAAUAAAUUUAUCAAUAGAUAGAAUUAUCCACCCUUUUCACAAAGUAUUUGGAAAAAAGAAAUAAGGAAACCUGGAUAAAAAUUUAACCCUGGAUUAGCACUAAUAGGCCUUUGAGCAACUGGGCCUUGAUGCAUAGCUUGGCAAUUAAGAAUAGCUCUUAACCCUUUAAUGCCCUAAGAGUGACUAACAGCUGAUUUCUCCCUAUAAUGUCACCCCUGAAUCACAUAAGAGGGUCACGAAAAUAGAGGAAAUGAUCACCAAGUAAAGAAGCUCUUGACUGUUCAAGAAAUUCUCCUAGUCAGCUCCUAAGGAAAUGUUUCAUUAGAAAACAGUAGUGACUGGAGAACAUGCAUACUGAUGGUGGGGUGUAAAGGGUUAAGACAAACCCUCUUCUGCUCACUACAUAGGAUUGUCAAUGAAUACAAUCAGUUGUAUAGAUUGCCUUCCUUUUCUCUUACCAGCAAUUUAAUCGUUCACUGAGAGACUAUGCAUGGAAGGUAUUGAAAGUCAAAUUGUCUAACCAUGGAAUGUGGGAUCACAAACACAUUGUAAGUACCAGCGAGAACUUGUUAAUUGUUAUGCAUAUUAUUUUACUCUAGCUUCUUUUAUUAUGAAGCAGCAGUGUCUAAUGGUUUCCAAUUGCAAAUUGGCCACUUCUAGGUAUAAACAACAGCAGUGUCUAAUGGCUUCAAAUCACCACAUAGCCAUCCAGAGGUAUAAACAACACCUUAAAUUUUAUUGCCGUAACGUAACUGACAUGAGUGUACUGGUUUUACUUGUAGCCUGUUCGUCAAGUAGAGGCCACAUCAGAGCAGGAAAUAUUUCAUGAACUGAAGCUGGAAUACAGAGAUCCACAUGACAGAAAUGCUUAGCUAAUGUUGAGACAUUUCAAGCUUUGAAAACAACAGUUGUUAGUACAUAGUUGUGAACCAUUUAGUGAUUACAUGCAAACAAUGCAGCUGGUCCUAACACCUUGAAAGUUACCCUGCCUUGCCACUAAAACAUUUCCAAUCAUUGCAAAUGUUGUCUUACCCUGCAAGUAGUGCAGGAAGAUCAAAAGCAACCCUCAUCAUCAUCAUCAUCACUUGUUAAGCCAGUAGGUGUAGACCAUCUUAUGGUCCGCACAACCCUCCAUUGCAUGCCACCACUUUGGCCACAUUUACAAGUUAACCCUUUGAACCCUGGUACCAAAUUCCUCUGUACAAAAUUACCCCCAAAUCAAACAUCAAGGUCAUGAGAAUAAGGAAAUGAUCACCAACUGAAGAAGCUCUUAAUUGUUAAACAAACUCUCCUUGACUGCAUCUAAAGAAAUGUAUAGAGAACAGUAGGGAGAAAAUGCUUAGUGAUGAUAGUGAACUAAAUAGGAUCAAAGUUUACAUUUAUUACCUUGACACUGCAAGAAAUUUCUUUGUCACAAGCAACAUUACAGGGGAAGGGAGGAGGGGCUUUAUGCUCAGAAUUUGUUGUGAAAUUUUUCUAAUGUAAUCAUAAAAUUUUUAGACUAGUUUCAAACUAUUUUUAUUGCCAGUUAUCACACUUUACAUGAAGCUGUGUUGAAGCUGAAAAAAUAAACUCAGAGAGUAUACAUUGUCUAUCAAUUUUAUGUAUCAUUCCCUGAUUAAAUAAUUUUUUUUCUGAACACUCAUUCACCCAGUCAAGCAAUACAAUUAUGAUAAAUAAUGUUAAAUAUAGCAUACAAUGUAUUAAGAAAAGUUG
Pocillopora meandrina is the source of this 9100-nucleotide messenger RNA. NCBI's taxonomy places the organism in Eukaryota, Metazoa, Cnidaria, Anthozoa, Scleractinia, Pocilloporidae. The record is from the annotation of a GenBank genome assembly.